Molecule: messenger RNA, 980 nt
Organism: Phaedon cochleariae (mustard beetle)
Lineage: Eukaryota; Metazoa; Arthropoda; Insecta; Coleoptera; Chrysomelidae
Source: the annotation of a GenBank genome assembly
UCUUUGGUUCUGUGCUCUGUGCUGAUGAGAUGAGGCCGGUCAACGGUCAACUCAAGUCAACUGUGUCAAGACUGUCAAGUUGAUAUUUAUUUCUUCAAUGGUAUAAAUAUUUUUUCCUUUUUCAUCAAUUCCAAAAACCAGAACCAAAUCCAUUGAUUUGAUGAUACCAUUGAGCUAAAUAACAAUAAUUUUCAAAAUGUUGAUUUCAUUAAGAAGUGAUCAUAAGCUUCAUCUUCAAAUAUUGAUGCUUCAGCCUAUACAAGUGAUUAUAGAUUUUUGCAAGCUUGCCAUGGAUUUUCUACAAAAUGGUCCGAAUAUGAAAAGGUACCAUACAGCAGCCCAAAAAUUAGAAGUUGAAGUAGAAAUUGUUCAGAAUUGUGUGUAUGGUUUGAUCAAUUUAUUAUUAAUGAGUAGUCAACAUAAGCUAAGCGAUGCCGAUUUUCGUGACUCAGUGUUGACAUUAGGAUUUUCGCAAGAACAGCAGAGCAUUUUAAGUAAAUUUUACGAAUCAAAACAAAAAGAAAUUCAAGAAUUGAUGAAAGUGCCGGUUAAUGAGCCACAUUAUGAUAAUUUGAAGUGGAGAUUUGAAGCACAGGUUGCAUCGAGGGCACUUUUGCAUCAGGCGAUCCCACUUGUAACUAUGGAGCUCCAAUUGAAGACUGACAGAGGUGAUGGGACUGGUAGCAAAAAGGAGAAUAUAUUGUUACAGACUGAUCCAAAUAAUCUAAUGCACAUUACCAAUGAAUUAGAAAAAGCUCUCAAUGAGUCCAGGAGUAGGCAAUCAAGAAAAAUACAACGGGCUUUAAAAAACUGAUUUAUUUCGCAAUUUUAUUGACGAAUUUCAAUAACAAGUGUAAACUAUAACAAUUCGAAUGCAAUGUUAAUUUAUAUUAAAUAUAAAAUAUAUUAUCAAUUUGCUUUUUUCGUUUUACCCAGGGCUUUUUUUCGUUGAGAGAACAUGUGAAGGUAAAGUUGUGGAA